Cicer arietinum (chickpea) is the source of this 2464-nucleotide messenger RNA. RefSeq names its product inactive TPR repeat-containing thioredoxin TTL3. Lineage: Eukaryota; Viridiplantae; Streptophyta; Magnoliopsida; Fabales; Fabaceae. The record is from RefSeq and is a predicted model, not a curated record. Gene Ontology annotation, cellular component: cytoplasm. Gene Ontology annotation, molecular function: protein binding.
GAAAAAGAGAAUUCAAAGAAGAAGAAAAUCAAAAGCAUACCAUUGCAACGUUUGUUUUUCAAUAAAACAACUAACUAAUUGCCAUCGCAGCUUUCUUUUUUCUUUUUCUUUUUUUUUUUGCUGGUGAAGUUUAAUUAAUUAAUUCCUCCUAUGGUCAUCCCUUCAAACUCCAUCUCUACAAUUUUAAGAUAGAGAAAUAUAAAGUCAAAUAAUAAUAUUGUCGUGGGAGCCUCUCCAGGAGGAGGCUUAGUACAUUAUCUCCUGGAUUCAAAAGUCAUGCCAUUCAAAUAUAUUUAUCUACAUUUAAAUAUUCUAUUGUCUUUAUUAGGUUAGGAAGAAUUUGUUUAUUUAAUUUAAUUUUGCAACAUUACAUUAAAAAGAAGAAAAAAAAAAUGGGAGACAUUUCGCCAGAGAGAAAAUCGGGUUGUGGAUUGAUAACAUCAGUAUUUGGACGACACGGUAUAUGGUCACGCAAAUCAUCCUCUGCAGGUUCUUCUCCCAUAGCAAUACCAAACAACUCAAACGAUCCAAAACGACGUCGAAGUGGCUCUAAAGAUGUCGUUUACGUAGACGCACCUUCACACAAUGUCUCAAAUUCAUCAAAUAAUAAUAAUCCCCAAAGGAGACACCCCAAUGUAACAACAAUGACACGUGACACAUUACCAAAGGUUUCAAUUUCAGCUACUACUCAGGGGUAUGUUAAUCAAGGAAGGAGGGUGCCAAAAGAAGCAAUUGGUAUUUCUGGUGAACUAGAAAGCAUGAUUAAUGAUCACCAUAAAACCAAAGGAAAUAGUACUCUUGUUAGAGCUUCUUCUAGCAAUGUAAUGUUGUUUGGAAAUUUAGGUAACCUUAGACAAGGAGCAGAUAAUAAUAAUAAUAAUAAUAAUAGUUAUUCACGUACUGCAAUGGAUAAUAAUUUCAACCAUAAUGUUGCAAAAUCUACCAUCAAUUUCAACGAACAAUCCAACGGUUCACUUUGCAGGGCUUUAUCAACUAGAAUGGAUCCAGAGCAAUUGAAAAUAAUGGGGAAUGAGGAUUAUAAGAAUGGGAGAUUUGCAGAGGCAUUAGCUUUGUAUGAUGCAGCUAUUGCAAUUGAUCCUAAAAAGGCUUCUUAUAGAAGUAACAGAAGUGCUGCUUUAACUGCUCUUGGUAGGCUUCUUGAAGCUGUUUUUGAAUGCAGGGAAGCCAUUCGGAUUGAACCUCAUUACCAUAGAGCUCAUCUUCGUUUAGGAAAUUUGCACUUUAGAUUAGGAGAAACAGAUAAGGCACUUUACCAUUAUAAACAAGCAGGACCAGAGGUUGAUCCUGAUGAGGUUGCUAAAGUAAAGAUUCUUCAAUCUCAUUUAAAUAAGUGCACUGAGGCUCGUAGGUUAGGAGAUUGGAACAUGCUCGUUACUGACACUAACAAAGCUAUAUCAUCUGGUGCAGAUUCUGCCCCACAGAUAUUUUCAUUGCAAGCGGAAGCCUUGAUAAAACUCCGAAGGCAUCAAGAUGCGGACAACGUAAUGUCAAAGUGUCCUAAUUUUGAUGUUGACAAGUGUACCAAGUUUUUUGGACCAAUUGGUAGUGCCAAUUUGUUAGUCACACGUGCUCAAGUUGAUAUGGCUGCUGGCAGAUUUGAUGAAGCUUUAGAGGCAGCACAAAAAGCAGUUAGGCUAGACUCUAACAACAAGGUAGCAAACAAGGUAUUGAGAAAAGCUCAUGCUGUGACAGCUGCAAGAGCAAGGGGAAACGAGCUUUUCAAGGCAUCAAAAUUCUCGGAGGCUUGCAUUGUAUAUGGAGAAGGACUUGAGCAUGAUCCAUAUAACUCGGUUUUACUAUGUAACAGAGCUGCUUGUAGAUCAAAACUUGGUCAAUUAGAGAAAGCAGUGGAAGAUUGCACUGCUGCCCUUAAUUUACGUCCAUCUUACACAAAAGCAAGGUUGAGAAGGGCUGAUUGUAAUGCUAAGCUGGGAAGAUGGGAAGCUUCAAUAGGAGACUAUGAAAUGUUGUUAAAAGAGACACCAGGAGAUGAGGAAAUAAAUCAAGCAUUGUUGGAGGCCCAAGUACAGCUUAGGAAACAACGAGGUGGAUAAAUGACAUGACAAUAUAUAGUUACAAGUGAUCAAAGAUUGAUGAAGUCAUGAAGAUACAAAAGGAGUAAACACACACCACAAAGUGAUCAAUUCCUUGGAAAAGAAAAGUACAUUGUUCGGAGCCGAAAAAUGAAAUUCACUUCAGAAUAUUUCAGAUGGAAACACAAAGCACUAUUUGUUUUCAGGCUAAGAUGAAUUAAAGUCACAAAUUAUUAGUUAAUGUAUAAUAGAAAAUAGUGCUUGGUAUGUGUCUCAUUAACUCUUUUUGCUUUUCUUGUUUCUUUCGGGAGAAACUGUAUGAUUCCUAUUGUUUACAUGAAGGAAUUCAACUGUGUAUAUUACAUUUGUUCAUGAUAUCACUUGACAGAGGCUAUAGCCAAUUCUCAUUA